AUGCAUUCGCUUCUGACAUUCACUGUAUCUGUCCUCGCGUUAGGCGGCGUAGUUCUUGCGGAUGACUGCAAGUGUACUCCAUCGGAACCAUGUUGGCCUUCGCCGUCGAACUGGGAAUCUUUCAACAACUCCAUCGCUGGCAGGCUCAUCCGCACCGUCCCCCCUGCUUCUGUGUGCUACCCUUCCGAGACGAACUACGACAACCAGGCCUGCGAAGCUGUCAUUGCCAACUGGACUACUUGGACCUUCCAUUCGGCAGACGCUGCGUCUGUCCCUAACCCCUCUUCCUUGAAUGCCUGCGACCCGAUCUAUCCCAACGGAACCAGCAUCACCGGCGAUCCUGAAGCUGGCACGAAGGGCUGCUCGCUUGGGGCUCUCCCGCCUUACGUUGUUAACGCAACAGACUCCAACGACAUUCAACAAGCUCUGGUUUUCGCCAAUCAGCAUAACUUGAGGCUGAGCAUUAAGAACACUGGACACAGCGGCGCUGGGAGAAUCUGGACCCAUCACUUGAAGCAAGCUAUUUUCCACGACAAGUUUCAGCCUCAGUUGUGCUCUUCCAAUUCAACGUGGAAGGGUAGCCAGAUGGCCAUCACGGUUGGGGCUGGCAUUCAAGAUGGUGAGCUUUACGAUUUCGCAAAGAAGAACAGCGUCGUUGCGGUUGGUGGCACGAACAUGGACGUCGGCGUUGUCGGAUGGGCCACUGGCGGCGGGCACGGUCAUCUGACGGGAGAGUACGGCAUGGGUGCGGACAACAUCAUUGAGGCCACAUUAGUCACAACAUCCGGCACUGUUGUGGUCGCCAAUGCUUGCCAGAACCAAGACCUAUUCUGGGCUAUUCGUGGGGGCGGGGGCGGCACCUUUGGUGUCAUCGUGAAUAUGACCGUCAAGGCGUACCCCGAGCCCAAGAUGAUACUGCAAGGGUUCAACAUUGCUCUCAAAAAUGGUACUUCAUCCAAGGACUGGUGGAGGUUUGUGGCUGAGCUUCACAGUCUUCUUCCUGCGCUUCAGGACCAGGGAAUCAAAGGCUACUACACUAUGGGAGGCCCUCCUUCAAGCCAGACAAUCUCGCUUGCUGGCUCUCUGGUUGCCUGGAAUAUGCAGAACAGCACCGUAUCCAAGGCAAUGACCCCUCUUCAACAACUAAUCUCCCAGUACAGUGACACUGUCACGGGUUCUGUCCAGGUUGUUCCCAUUCCGUCUUUCUACGACCUGCUCACGGCGUUUCAAAUCCCUGAGCAUGCUGGAGGAUCGGGGAUCAGCGCCGCAAGACUCAUCAGCCGUCAAACCGUGACUCAAAACCAAGGUUUGCUUGCUAAAGUUCUAGAGGAAAUUGGUCCCAAGGCAGUGGCACCAUUGGAUGGCACCCCAAAUCCUUCGAUCUCCGGAACCAUGACAAUAUCUCACGAACCUGUGGACAAUGCUUUGAACCCCGCUUGGCGUGAUUCCGUCGCUCACCUCAUCGUUUCUCAGUCCUGGGCGGACUCGCUUCCAAAAGCCAAUGUCUCUCAGAUUGUCAAUGACAUGACAUAUAACAAGCUGAAUGUGCUUCGGGGGAUGGAUCCUACAACCGGGACUUACUUGAACGAGGCAAAUGUCUUUGAGCCCGGAUGGCAAUGGUCCUUCUUUGGUCCCAACUACGGUCGGCUCCGUAGCAUCAAGGACAAGUAUGAUCCGGAUGGCUUACUUUGGUGCCCUCAGUGCGUCGGCAGCGAGGACUGGAUUCAGGGGAAGGACGGCAAGCUUUGCAAGGCUUAUGAACCAUUCUUGUAA
Messenger RNA from Colletotrichum karsti, 1773 nucleotides. RefSeq names its product FAD binding domain protein. NCBI's taxonomy places the organism in Eukaryota, Fungi, Ascomycota, Sordariomycetes, Glomerellales, Glomerellaceae. The transcript is spliced from 6 exons. The record is from RefSeq and is a predicted model, not a curated record. Bases 1 to 1773 code for a protein of 590 amino acids. Gene Ontology annotation, molecular function: oxidoreductase activity; FAD binding.